Molecule: messenger RNA, 661 nt
Organism: Chaetomium fimeti
Lineage: Eukaryota; Fungi; Ascomycota; Sordariomycetes; Sordariales; Chaetomiaceae
Exons: 1
Coding region: 412-630 (72 amino acids)
Source: RefSeq, a predicted model, not a curated record
GCCAAAUCAUACACGCGUCGUCCCUUGCUCGGAGGAGUGCGUACCUUUUGCAACUUCAACAGUACUGAACCACCUUUCUCGCCUCACUUCUUUCUCAAUUUAUAUUCGGCCACCUCGAAUCCAUAUUGAUGACUUCUUUCUACAUCCGUCUUGGCUUCUUAGACCUGGUGAUGAACUCAAAAGGUGGUCACCCGAUUGGGCCGCAUCGAGGGCAGAGAUCCGAAAACAUAUGAGUUGAUACUCUCGCGGCUAUAUCUUUACAUAGGUGCAAACGUAACUCUUUUCUUUUCGGACUUGCUGUGCACUGUCCGUCUCGACCGACUACUCGGGAGCGGCGGGUUCCUUUUCUUCAAUUUGAAAAGUAGCCUCUUGUCUUCAUGAAUGGCACCGGCUAAGUAAGUGGACGGCAUCAUGGUGUUGUUGUUGAUGAUGGGUACGUUGGCAUGCGUGUUGCACAAGCCCGACGAGGGUUUUCGUUGUCUCUACGAGGAUAAUACUGCGGGGACGUUUGACGGCUUGCGUGGAGAUAUUUAUAAGAGAAGCUUCACCAACACGAGAGGAAGAUUCGAUUCGAGUAAAAUCCUAGACAACAACACGGGAGGGGUGGGGGAUGGAUGGCUAUCUAUCUGAUUGUAGUCGGUCUAACAACCAUUUAACUGUG